Molecule: messenger RNA, 4137 nt
Organism: Zea mays
Lineage: Eukaryota; Viridiplantae; Streptophyta; Magnoliopsida; Poales; Poaceae
Product: Protein RRP6-like 2
Exons: 14
Coding region: 382-2223 (613 amino acids)
Biological process (GO): nuclear polyadenylation-dependent antisense transcript catabolic process; poly(A)-dependent snoRNA 3'-end processing; nuclear polyadenylation-dependent CUT catabolic process
Cellular component (GO): nucleolus; nuclear exosome (RNase complex)
Molecular function (GO): 3'-5'-RNA exonuclease activity; nucleotide binding; single-stranded RNA binding
Source: RefSeq, a predicted model, not a curated record
UGAUGAACACGGCCACUCAACUUUCAUCACGAGUACCGCCUGAGCAGCGGAGCCGCGGACAGCCGGACACCAUCACAUCAAACCUCCACCGCCGUCAAUAUAAGCGACAGCUGCAGGAGGGCCCGGGCCGGGCCCGCAGUUGAAACCGCCAGCCGUUCCUUCCCACGCUCCUCCCCGCCCCCGGUCCGCCCCCCACCUCAAUUCCACACCCCGCGGCGAGGCCGCGGGGCGCCCGCGCCCAAACGCCAAAACCCUAGCUCCCCACCCACCCACCCCAAGCACCGCGGGGCCGCCGCGCGCUCGCCCACGGUCGCCACGGAUGCGCGCGGCCCGCUCGCGGACCUCGACGACACCCCGCUCGCUUGCCGCGGCUGUUCCGCCAUGGACGAGCCCGAGAAAGUGAGGGGCAGGGAGGAUGCGGCGUCGGGCCGCGAGGCUGGCGGCGCCGAGGAGGCCGGGGAUGGGUUCCAGCUCGUGAUCCAUGGCAAGAAGAAGAAGAGGGCGGCCAGCGGCCAGGACUGCGGGACUGCUGGCUCUGGCUCUGGCGCUGGCGCCGGGCCAGUGCGGGCGUUGACCAGGGAGAAGGGAGCCGCGCCGGCGCCGGGGGCCAAGGCCAAGGUGCCUUUCCACGAUCCAAGCAUUCCCCGGCCGCAGGACGUAUACAAAAUCAGAGUGGAUAACUACAAGCCAUUCGAGCAUGUCUGGCUGGAGCGCAGCGAAGACGGCACCCGACGUGUUCACCCGCUGGAAAACCUGCCUGUUGAACAGUUCGUUGACAGAAAUGUUCCUGACAGAGAACCAGUGAAGCCAGCUGAUUUAGAGGAUACACCAUUUACGCUGGUUCAAGAUCACAAAGGCUUAACAGAAUUAGCUAAGAAGUUGAAGAGCGUAACUGAAUUUGCUGUAGAUCUGGAGCAUAAUCAAUAUAGGUCAUUUCAGGGCUUGACCUGCUUGAUGCAGAUUUCAACAAGAACAGAAGACUUUAUUGUGGACACUCUUAAGCUACGCAUAUACAUUGGUCUCUAUUUGCAAGAGCCUUUCAAAGAUCCAACAAAGAGAAAGGUAAUGCAUGGUGCGGAUCGUGAUAUAAUGUGGCUCCAGCGGGACUUCCACAUCUAUGUGUGCAAUCUUUUUGACACAGGACAGGCUUCAAGGGUCUUACAGAUGGAGAGAAACAGCCUUGAGCACCUAUUGCUUCAUUUUUGUGGAGUAACAGCAAAGAAGGAGUAUCAAAAUGCAGACUGGAGGUCGAGACCACUUCCUGAUGAAAUGAUCAAGUAUGCUAGAGAAGAUACACACUAUCUGUUGUACAUAUAUGAUUUAAUGAGACAGAGACUACAGAGGGAGUCAACAUUUGAAAAUGAUCUUCUUCUAGAGGUCCAUAAGCGCAGUAAUGAAAUUUGCUUACAGUUCUAUGAGAAGGAGCUUCUGACAGAUACAUCCUAUCUCCACAUAUACGGGUUGCAGGAACAUGAACUGGAUGCAAGACAGCUGGCUGUUGUUGCUGCUCUACAUGAGUGGAGAGAUCGUAUAGCUCGUCAGGAAGAUGAGAGUACUGGUUAUAUACUGCCAAAUAAGGCUUUAAUUGAGAUAGCAAAGCAGAUGCCUACAGAUGUUGGACAUUUGAAAAGAAUUGUGAAAUCAAAAUAUCCAUAUGUUGAGAGCAAUCUUGAGCUAAUUGCUUACACUGUCUGGAAUGCACUUGAGUAUUCUUAUGCCUUCGAAGGAAUAGCUGAGCAACUAAAGAAGGAACGGCUGGAACAGGUGGCACUGAAAAGUGGUCAGACCAGUGAUGAAGUGACUCCUUUGGAUGCUGACAUUGAUAGGAGUAAUUUUGAUUCAUCUGAUCAGUCUGCAAAUGUCAAUGUUGCUUCUGGUAGUAGGGCUGGUUUUAUGAGUGAAGCAGCUUUGAUCAGCAGCAUCCACCUAGAGGACAAAACUCAAACCAUGUCCUCAGUUAAGACCUCUCAGACCUUGCUAGGCCAGAUCAGACCAGUGAAUAAGGAUGUCCUGAGCAAUAAUAUACAUCAGCAGGCUAUUCAGGACCUAAGUCUCACUUUAAAAGCUCUAAAAGGAAACUUGGCAUCUGGAGGAGAGUCAAAUGAGCAGGACACACCCAGGUUUGAUCUGCGACGCUUAGAAGCUGUAGCACCUGACAUCUUAUUACCCCAACUAGACGGAUCUCGAGACAUAGGGGGGGGGGGGGGGGGGGGGGAAUGGUGAGAGGAUGACGACGGUCCGGUUCUCUCGUCUGCCUUCUCCCUCCCAUCCGAGCCCACUCCCUUUCCCCCCCGGCCCUGCUCGUUCCGGAUGUACGUGCCUCUGGGCGUGGUGUUUGGCCUGCGUUGGUGCCCCCUCCUACAAAGUGCUGGGCUGCUUCUCAGUCCCAUGGUGCAAGGGGUGGGUGGAGCCUAGGUGUGGAUGUUGCCCAUGGUCCUAGAGAUGAGGGUCACCACUCUAGAGAUUGUGCCAAAUCUCUAUGGUGUGUGAUCUGCAGAAAGGAAACUCAUGUUACCGCUAAGUGUGUGUGGCCCAAACGAAGCAAACCGAUAAUGCCAAUUGUCGGUAUGGCAGCAGAUGGAUUGGGAUUCUAUGCUUCUCAAUAUGCGAAAAAUCUGGCUAAAAAAUCUAAGAAAAACAUAUUAGGUUUGGUAAGGGUGUUGGAGGGUUAUGUGUCGGCUGAGGAUCUCGAAACGGACUUUGGGUUCCACUUUCCUUGGGGUCGGGUGUGGAAAGCCACCAAAUGUCACAUGGGGUUUCUUAUGCAGUUUCCCUCUCUUGAUAGACUAGAAGAAUUAGUGAAUUUUCCUGAGGUCCGAAUGAAGAUUUCGGGGGUGAAGAUUGUAGUUGCUCCUUGGAACUCCCAAGCGACAGCAAAAGCAAGGCUCCACACUGCUUGGAUUCGUGCUGAAAAUGUUCCAGAAGAGAUUCAGAAUUACCAAGCGAUAUGUGAAUUGGGUUCUACCAUUGGUGCGGUGGAAGAGAUUGAUGUAGAAGCUCUGGAGACAAAGGACAUUGUUAGAUUCAAAGUGAAUGUAAAAAGUGUAUCAAUGAUUCCCUCGGUUAUAGAAAUUGGUAUUAAACCUUUUCUAUACGACAUUUUUUUCAAAGUGGAGUCAUUAGAUGAAGAACGAUGGAAUGAUGAUACUGUUUGCUUGGGAAAAAGAGCUACUAUCGAGUCUCUUCAAUUAGAUGAUAAUAUUACUGAGAAUUUGAUGAAAAAAGUCAAGAGUGAAAAAGGGAAGGGGAUGGCAGAUCAUAUGCUUACUGGCAUUUUGGAAGAUAACUCUUUCAAAGGUGGGAAGUCAGGUAAUGCUCAGAAAGUGAGUAAAGAUGGUGAGAAAGGGAUUGAGGGUUAUAGUGAAGAGAAGGUGGAUUUCGAUGGGAGUGGGGAUGAUCUCCUUAGCUCUCAUGAGCUUGAAGAUCUGGUGAAAGAGGCAAAUAUUGAGAUGAGUGCUUCACAAGAGAUUGCAGGUGUAGACAAUACAGAUCCUGGGAUGUCCAAAGAGUUGCAAGCUGCCAAGAUUAAAAAAGGCAAAGGGAAGAUGAUUGAACUAGUGGAAGGGACUAGAAAGAGCAGCAGAUUGGAAACCAAUGGAGAUAUCAAGGUCACUGAGAAAGUCAUAUCCAGAGCCGAGUACAAGGACGCCUUCUUACACAAAAGAGAGGGAAAGAGAGAAGCUGGCGGCAGGAAGUUGGUGCAUCAAAAAAAUGGCUAAAGAAAUCUUCAGUCGUGACUUGGGCUGGCGCCGUUGGACAGGCGUAUUUGUUGAUCUGGUUGCUGUCAAGCUGCUUACUACGUGUCACUGUUGUCAGUCUUCUUUUCCUCAGGUUGUUGAUACUGUGGCUAAAGGGUUGGCGAUUCAGUGCUGUUUCCCAGCAUCUGUAAUAAUAUACGCUGUGGCUGUGUGUUCGUGGUUGGCUGGACGACUAUGUCGUGGUUGCUACAUCUUAGUUGAAGGUCUAGGGCUCUAGGUUUCCAUUAGCAGUGUUUUGUUCAGAGUUACGCGAUUUGAAUAGUUUAGCCGUUUCGCUUCCUAGCUUACCUUUGCCUAAGACGUUACUCUGGUUAAUGUAAGUCCAGAAUGAUGUCUCCCUGUUAUCAAAAAAAGUUUGGCUUCAAUCUCCGUUUAUUUA